GCCAGAGCGUGGAACCAAGGAGCCAGGACGCGGCAGCGGCCAAGCGCAGCAGCCCACGGCGGUUGAGUCGGGCGCCCAGGUCCGUCCGCACUCUCGCGCCCUCCGCGGGCCUCCCAAUUUUCUCGCUUGCAGGUCGGGAGGUUUCCGGGCGGCACAAUCUCUAGGACUCUCCUCCCGCGCUGCUUAGGGGCAUGUAGCGCACCCAGGGCGCACACUCUCGCGCACCCGCACGCUCACCGAGACACCCGCACGCACCCACCGGCAGCACCGAGUUUUCAGUUCGAGGCGCCGGACAUGCUGAAGCCCGGAGACCCCGGCGGUUCGGCCUUCCUCAAAGUGGACCCAGCCUACCUGCAGCACUGGCAGCAACUCUUCCCUCACGGCGGCGCAGGCCCGCUCAAGGGCAGCGGCGCCGCGGGUCCCCUGAGCGCGCCGCAGCCUCUUCAGCCGCCGCCGCCGCCGCCGCCGCCCCCGGAGCGGGCUGAGCCUCCGCCGGACAGCCUGCGCCCGCGGCCCGCCUCUCUCUCCUCCGCCUCGUCCACCCCGGCUUCCUCUUCCACCUCCGCCUCCUCCGCCUCCUCCUGCGCUGCUGCAGCCGCUGCCGCCGCGCUGGCUGGUCUCUCGGCCCUGCCGGUGUCGCAGCUGCCGGUGUUCGCGCCUCUAGCCGCCGCUGCCGUCGCCGCCGAGCCGCUGCCCCCCAAGGAACUGUGCCUCGGCGCCACCUCCGGCCCCGGGCCCGUCAAGUGCGGUGGCGGCGGCGGCGGGGAGGGUCGCGGCGCCCCGCGCUUCCGCUGCAGCGCAGAGGAGCUGGACUAUUACCUGUAUGGUCAGCAGCGCAUGGAGAUCAUCCCGCUCAACCAGCACACCAGCGACCCCAACAACCGUUGCGACAUGUGCGCGGACAACCGCAACGGCGAGUGCCCUAUGCAUGGGCCACUGCACUCGCUGCGCCGGCUUGUGGGCACCAGCAGCGCUGCGGCCGCCGCGCCCCCGCCGGAGCUGCCGGAGUGGCUGCGGGACCUGCCUCGCGAGGUGUGCCUCUGCACCAGUACUGUGCCCGGCCUGGCCUACGGCAUCUGCGCGGCGCAGAGGAUCCAGCAAGGCACCUGGAUUGGACCUUUCCAAGGCGUGCUUCUGCCCCCAGAGAAGGUGCAGGCAGGCGCCGUGAGGAACACGCAGCAUCUCUGGGAGAUAUAUGACCAGGAUGGGACACUACAGCACUUUAUUGAUGGUGGGGAACCUAGUAAGUCGAGCUGGAUGAGGUAUAUCCGAUGUGCAAGGCACUGCGGAGAACAGAAUCUAACAGUAGUUCAGUACAGGUCGAAUAUAUUCUACCGAGCCUGUAUAGAUAUCCCUAGGGGCACCGAGCUUCUGGUGUGGUACAAUGACAGCUAUACGUCUUUCUUUGGGAUCCCCUUACAAUGCAUUGCCCAGGAUGAAAACUUAAAUGUCCCUUCAACGGUAAUGGAAGCCAUGUGCAGACAAGACGCCCUGCAGCCCUUCAACAAAAGCAGCAAACUCGCCCCUACUACCCAGCAGCGCUCCGUGGUUUUCCCCCAGACUCCGUGCAGCAGGAACUUCUCUCUUCUGGAUAAGUCUGGGCCCAUUGAAUCAGGAUUUAAUCAAAUCAACGUGAAAAACCAGCGAGUCCUGGCGAGCCCAACUUCCACAAGCCAGCUCCACUCGGAGUUCAGUGACUGGCAUCUUUGGAAAUGUGGGCAGUGCUUUAAGACUUUCACCCAGCGGAUCCUCUUACAGAUGCACGUGUGCACGCAGAACCCCGACAGACCCUACCAAUGCGGCCACUGCUCCCAGUCCUUUUCCCAACCUUCAGAACUGAGGAACCACGUGGUCACUCACUCUAGUGACCGGCCUUUCAAGUGCGGCUACUGUGGUCGUGCCUUUGCCGGGGCCACCACCCUCAACAACCACAUCCGAACCCACACUGGAGAAAAGCCCUUCAAGUGCGAGAGGUGUGAGAGGAGCUUCACGCAGGCCACCCAGCUGAGCCGACACCAGCGGAUGCCCAAUGAGUGCAAGCCAAUAACUGAGAGCCCAGAAUCAAUCGAAGUGGAUUAACUGAUUGACUGGUUGGAAUUAAACUGCAAGGAAAGUCAUGAUUAAAUGUCACGGACACUUAAGCAAAACCAAAGAUUUCCUCUGAGCAACUUUCAAUCAGUCCCAGAAAACCAAAAGCAGUAAUAAAAUAAGUAAGAUGUUAAGAGAUAUUGAUCCUGGCAUGGAAGUCAGACCAGGAAAGAGAUUAUUUAUUUAUGACUUAGGGAUGAGACUUAUUUCAGUGGACAACUAACCUGGGAUGGUUAACAUUUCCAGUCCCACCGUGUAUUUUGCUUUGUUUCUAAAAAGCUUUUUAAAAACUGUUAUUUAAUACCAAAGGGAGGAAUCGUAUGGGUUCUUCUGCCCACCGUUGUGACUAAGAAUGCACAGGGACUUGGUUCUCGUUGCAUCUUUUUUUAGUAACAUGUUUCAUGGGGACCCAUUGUACAGCCCUUCAUUCUGCUGUGUCGGUUUGGCCUGGCCUGACACUGGCUGCCCCAGCGGGGACCACAGAAGCAGAGCGAGAGCCUUCGCUGAGUCAAUGCUACCUUCAGCCCCAGACGCAUCCCAUUUCCAUGUCUUCCAUGCUCACUGCUCAUGCACUUUCUACACGGUUUCUUCCAAACAGCCUGGUCUUGAUGCAGGAGAGUCUGGAAAAGGAAGAAAAUGGUUUCAGUUUCAAAAUUCAAAGGAAAAAGUUGAGGACUUAUUUUGUCCUGUCAAGAUUGCAAGAACAUGUAAAAUGUACGGAGCUUCAUAAUACGUUAUAUUGUUCCGAAGCAGCUCGUUGAGAAACGUUUGUUUUCAAUAACAUUUUAGCUUAAAAAACAAAAAGAAAAUGAAAAUAAAGUUCUUUGGUCUAAGGCUGGAGAUAAGGUGUUAGGCUUCAUUGUAAUUUUUUUAGUUGUUUCUGUGAAAGUGUUGAACAUGUGAACAAAAAUAGUGCCAAACCCCAUCGUCAAGGCCCUUUUAGCAAUUUUAUCUUUCUUCCUCUUGCAGAUGAACCCCAGGAGCCCCCUUUCCUCUCUCCUGAGUGUGGGAGGAGCAUGUCUACAAACACAAGUGAAAAUAGCCCAGACAAGGAGACUUUGAGAGGAGGAACCAUGGAGAAGGUUGUGGUUAGAACAGAUAGCCCAGGAGCAGCUAAUUUUAUCAAUAGAAUUACUUUUUCUUUUCUCGAGAUUGAUUAAUUGAAAGAGAAGGAAUUCUCCACACAAUUUCACUAUUCUUUGAGUGCUUAGAAUGUGAGUUUAAUUUCAGCUAGCCUGUUGGUGGUUCAACAGUGGUGCUCAAUGAAAUUGGGUCACAUUUAAUGAAAUGAUCUAGUUUUGGGAAGAACUGAUAGCUCCCAGCAGCAUCUCAGCGACUGUCUACCUCGAUGGCCAGUUUAGAUAAAAACUGUUCAGUUUUAUCUAGAGUGUUUAAUAACAACAGUUUCUGUUUGUAAAUUUCAUCAUCACCUGAUAUCAGGACACAGUCUUUUAAGGAACUCCUUGUCUUUGAGCUUUCCCAUUGUCUUCCCUCAAUAAAAAUGAGACACAUAACUGAACUCACUACUAAAAGGCAAGGAUACUGUGUGGUUUAGUUUAAUCUAUUAUUAUGUAUCUGGCUCUCAGAAAAUCUCUCUUCCCUUUUAAUUUUGCUUCUCUAUUCCUUAGCACCCCAGCUACCACAUUUUAAAUGGAAUUCAACAGGAUCUAAUUAAUAAGUGUUUAUAGUUAUUAUUUAUAUAUGUAUAUAUACAUAUAUACACAUAAUAAUAAUCUCUAGAACCCUGGGCCAUAAUGAAAAAUAUGGCUAAUUCUGACCUCUGUUGCCCAAUCUCAAGCCAUUCACCUAGAAUUUUCCUCCAGUUCUUACUGUCUCCUGGUCAUGAAAGUAGUAAGGAAUCUAUGCUGCUGUAUAACAGUAGCUGAUUGAAACUAUUCUCUCUGGUAGUUAGGAAUGUGUUCUGAUUUUACAAUUCCCUGCCCUAAGUGAUGGAUACGUUUGCAAACAAUGUGCAUCACUGGGAAGGGUGAAUGAAAUGUAGCCAUAUUAACCUGAAACCUGCAAGAAAAGGACAGAUCAGCUUCACAGAUGAGUAAGCUGUUCCAUUUGUUAAGGUUGAAAGAUUUACUCAAACUUUUUGAAAACAGCAGUAGGGAAUCACCUGUAUGUUUCUAAUUUUUUUUUUUUUCAUUUGAAAAAUCAGCUCAGCCAUUUGCCACAUUUCACAGUGGAACACCGUGUACUACUUACUCAGUUCUCAUGAGCUUCAGAAUGUGGGAGAAUGAGAAGGCUUCCCUCCUCCCUUGAUGUCUGGCAUGGGAAGGUUUUCCUUAACAAUGAUCUCUCUGCCACCCUGAUGGCUUUGCUAGCUGAUCCCAAACUUCCACUGAAUGUGGCAGUAACCUGUACUCCAAAACACUCUUCUAGUGUUCUGCUCCAUUUAAAUCUAUUUUUAUCCUCUAUUAUUAAGAGAAAUUGUUGGCAUAUAUAUUCCACCAAAUUUGGUCAGAAAAUAUUUUCUGCCUAAUAGAAAAUUGGAUACUCUAAUUUUCCAGGCAUGUGGGCACAUUCACAAUUUUUACAUUGCUGUCCUAUUGCCAGCUUCUAGCAGACCAGCCUAGGCUGUCUGUCCACAAAGGCAGGCUUACACCUGGACAUUGACUUGGAACCCUGAAGCAGGUACUGAGAUCAUUUGGGUCCAAAAUGAUUUUAAUCUAAGUGUAUGCUGGGGAGGAGGUUUCUCUUUGAAACUUCCUAACAAUUGCUUUAGCCUUUUCUAUUUAAAGUGGACACACAGUCCCCUGGGAUACAGCAAAUGGGUGGUAGAAAUUGCAGUCGUAAAAUUUGCCAGUUUUUCUUAUUAGUAACUUCCUAAUUAGUAGUGCUAUAAAGAGAGUAAAUGCUCUGAAUCACUGGGGAAAGGAUAUUUAAGAUAAGAAAGGUAGUCUGUCAGAGCUGAAUCAGGGUUUGGCUCUUGAAGCAAUCCUUCUUUACUCUUUUCUUUCAAUGGGGACAGAAUAAUAAUAAUUUUUUCAGAAUAAGACUUUUCAUCCUAGCGUAUGUUCCUUUAUUUAGCAAAGAGUCUAAGACGAAAGGUAAUGCCAGGGAAAAGUCAGGGUGCAAUAGGAUGAGAGAUGGAGCUGCAUACCUUUGCAUUUCUGGAAAAAUCUCAAUAUCCCAAGGCAAAGUUGUAUUUUCCCCAGGAUAUGUGCAUACAUUUUUCAUAGAUAAGCUUUUCAUUUUUGUUUUGUUUUUAUCUUUAAAAAUGACUUUUUUGGAGGAGAUAUACUUCUAAAAAGUUAUUGUGUGGCUAAAGCUAUGAAACUUAAUCUCGUAUAAUUUAUAUAAUUUGAUUCAGUUGAUACAUUUUUUAUUGUGUUCAUUUAAAUGUAGCCUUCUUGGGAAACUAUGUAUAACAGGAAAAGAUCAUGACAUCAUUGUGUCCUCAUAGGGCUCAUAAUUGAAUUUUACCUUGUAAAAAUUUCAUUCUGGUUCGGGUAUGCAAAGAUUUAUACGAACAUUUAGCAGUUCAUCAAUUUUUAAAUCAAAUGUUCAUUGUUUCAUUCAUUUAUUCAACAAGUAUUUAUUGAACUCUUAUUUUAUAUAAAGACCCCAUUUUAUGUGUUCACCAUAAGCAGCAUUAUUUAAGUGACUAUUCAUGAUAAAAUAAUAUUCUCCUCCUAAGUGGCUGCUAGUAAAAUGGGUAUUUUAGUCCUUUAGACCAUUGUCUCAGUGAAGUUAAAGAUUUUGUUCCAACUGGGAAAAUCUGAGAGAGGUAAAUUCAUCUGGGGACCAGAAAAUAGCAUAUUGCAAAACAAGUUAAGAUGCACAACUUGGUUGUCUUUGCUUAACUCACUGGGCUAUUGGUUGUUAGCAGCAGUAUCAAGAGACCAGGAUUAGGGCCUGGGUCUUGGGUUUUUAUGACCCCCCUUUCAAUGAUAAGGCAACAAGUGGGGUACAAGGCUGGAGUUGCUCAGGGAAGGAGAUCUGCGACCCUGAAUGGGUCAGAGUUGCCUCAUUAGUGAUAAGCGUUGGCAGUGUAGUCCCUUUCCCCGGUGUGCAGAAGUAACAUUAUUUGUUUUGCACUAAUUUAAAAUAUAAAAUGCAAGUAUCUAUUGAGUUGUUUAAAAUGGGAAUCAUGGCACGUCUCACAAAGAGGGCAUUUCCAGAACAGCAGGGUUAACGGGUCCCUCUGAGUGUACCCAGCAGCCUGCGUUUAGGAGCAAAUUCAUUGCUCUCAUAUUAAGGCUAUGCAUGCCUACAGAAACCAGGCCAGGAAUAAGAAAUAAAUAAUCACAUUUCCUGAAAUGUUUAUCUGUUUCUUCCCUGACAUGAAUUUAAUUUUUAUUUCCCAGAGCCUUUACUAGAUCCUGACAUCAGAUUUUAAAAGAUACUGAGAUAUAUGCUUCUUUAAAUGAUAACUGUAAGUUCCAGAAAUGUUAUUCGCUUGUCAGGAUCCUUUUAAGGUGAAGAGCUUUGGAAAAUUUUAUGCGCUAACUAGAUACCUGGGUGAUCAUCAACCCAAAGUUUAAAGUUCUCCCCUCACUAGCAUUUAUCUGAACUACCACAAAACAACAACACAGGUUACUAGGAAGGCACCUAUUUCAGCCCUCCCCAAGAUUGCAUUCUACAAACCCAAAGAUCAGCUGUCAGGUACAACUGGCCAGACAGAGCCAAACUGAAAAGAAUAUUGCUUUAUCUGUGGAAACCUUGCCACAGAUGUUUAACCUGUAGUCCCUGGCUGUGUUUGACUUUUAAAAUAUUUAUUUAGUUUCUUCCUUUAAAUAAUAAAUGCCAGAUGUUUCAUCAGAUCAAUAUGUAUAACGAUAACAAAAAAUAUGUCAGAAACAGGUCCAAGUCAUGAAACAUUUGAAUUGUCUUUCCUAUAGACUGAAUAUGCCACCACUGCACUUAGAAAAUCUAUGGAGGAAAUUUUAAUGGAAAAAUAAGGACAUUCUGCGCUUAUUCCCACAGAUGUUGAUGGGAAUGAUGAUGAUUAUAAAUUAUAUUGUGCAAUUACUGCCAUGCCUUGUUCUAAUGCUUAAUGUGGAUUAUCUCUUUUAAUCCUUAGUAACUCUAUAACAAAGAUACUAUCAUUAUCCCCUUCUCAUAUAUGCUUAACAGUUUUAGCUUUGUAGCUUCUUUAGUUUUUUUCCUCCUUCAAAGCCAUAAACAGGCAAUUGUUAAAAGAGGAAAAUACUUCUCUAUGUAAAGCUUUUUUUUGAGAACAAGAGCUUUUAAAAAUUAAUAAACACAAGUAUAAUUUAUUUAUAAAAUGUGUUUGUGGAAACAAUACUGAAAUGCUAUUAAAACACGUAUCAUUAUAGAUGCUGAUUUUGUCAUGCCCAAAUCUCAUUGCUGGACAGAAUUUCAACUAUUCCAUUGCUGUCAGGCAUUGUUUUUGUUUUUCUAAGCAGGAAACUAAAAUUCCACAUUGAAAGAAAAAAAAAAUAACCCUCUCAAGUGUGAUAUACAUUAGGACAAAUGGCAACAGGCAGGAAGGGCAGGUUGUGUUGGAGAGUGGCCAGAAGAGAAUAAGGUUCGAACACUAUCGACAGGUAAAAACACAUCCUCAACGGGGCUAAGUGAAAUCUCGUUUUCUUUCUUUGUUCUGACUGAAUGCUAAGUGAGUUACUUUUCAGGCAUCAAUGGAGUCAUUAUGCAGUUGUGUGCAUUAAGAAUAUGGGCUUAUGUGGUUAGCCUGUUGGUUUAAAGCAGUGAAGUAGAAAGACUGGAGUCAUUAUAGGUUUGGUUUGUCAAAGGCACAGAUAGUGUAGUUACAUGCAUGAGGUACUCAAGGAACCAGUUCAAGUUCUGGGGCACAAUCUAGAUGAAACUGUGAGGUUUGUUCAAAAAGUAAGUGUACAAAAUUUCAUCAUGAACUGGCUUUAUUACAAGGCAACUCUUUACCGUGGUUUAUUGAAACCACAAUGUAUACUACUUUCCUCCAGAUUCUGAUUCUAAUGGGCACAUUUGUUUGUUGAAAUGAUAAAUAUAUUUUCCUUGUCAAACAUGGUGGGUCCUGGUUGAUAUUUCCUGUUUCCUGCCUUGAAAAACAUCCUUGUUGGUGUCUUUCUCCCACUUUGGCACAUCACUCCCAACUGAAAACAGUCUAGAUAUAAACUUUAACAAGUUGGAGAUCUAUUUCUACAGCACAACUCUUUCAUGUUUAAAAGCAAUUAUGCCAUAUCAGGUGAUUGCCACAUGUUGGGGAAAGCAGCCAUCUUAGAGCAAAAGUCUGCCAACCCACAGUCCCUGUUGAUCCACAUGUGGGCAUUGUCUAAUGUUAACAAAAUCAGCACUUGUAGACUUACUUUCUCUGAACAAUCUAGUACACUUCUCUAGUUUCUCCCAACCUGGAGAAAAUGUAUAGCAAAAGCCAGAGGCAAAAUUAUUCUCCUUAGCAGUUGUAAGUAUUUCAUGAAAAAGCCUUCCCCCAGUUUAAAUGCAGAGGCUAAGGUGAUGACUAACGAAUUAAGGAAAACUUUGGCUCAGAUCAGCAAAAUUAUUUUGGAAACUUAAUGUCCCAAGUUAAUUAUUUUUUUUAUAUCAAGGGGAAGACAUCCAGUUCCGUAGGAUGCUAAAAGAAGUGUGAUAUUUAGAUGCUAUUAGGACAUUGUAUAAAUUUCUUUAAUGUGGUUAUUUUAAGUUUAGGACUGUAAAUGUUCCCUACUGGAAUAGAAAUAUGUCUCUCUCCAACUUUCCACCAAAUAAAAUGGUUAGAGUGAAUGCCCAGUUUCACAUCUGCCUUUUGGAGUUUGGAAAGCUUAAACAAGUCAGUUAAGAGAACGAGAAGAAUCUCACUGUGGGUCAUAAGGAGUGUGUAGUUUGCUGUAAGGGCCACUGAUAUGACAAGAAUGAUUAUCCCACAGUAAGAAUGGGUAAAACUUAAUAAAGUUUUCUAACUUUAUUAAACUCACAUUAUUUAAUGAAAAAAUAGCUGCAAAGGACCAAUGAGAUCAUGCAUGCUGCUGUAUUCUUGUGAUAGAAUCUACCAGGAUUAAGUUGUAUUUAAAUGAAAAAACAGGUACACAUUUAGAGAACAUUGACCAAGAAAUGUAAAUAUAUUUGAUUAAUAAAACAUUUUUAUGAUGA
This is a messenger RNA of Pan troglodytes (chimpanzee), 9144 nucleotides long. It is a transcript of the gene PRDM6, whose product is annotated as PR/SET domain 6. The transcript is spliced from 8 exons. NCBI's taxonomy places the organism in Eukaryota, Metazoa, Chordata, Mammalia, Primates, Hominidae. The coding region runs from base 295 to 2079 and encodes 594 amino acids. Gene Ontology annotation, biological process: regulation of gene expression. The record is from RefSeq and is a predicted model, not a curated record. Gene Ontology annotation, molecular function: histone methyltransferase activity; protein binding. Gene Ontology annotation, cellular component: nucleus.